This is a messenger RNA of Pocillopora meandrina, 12685 nucleotides long. The record is from the annotation of a GenBank genome assembly. Lineage: Eukaryota; Metazoa; Cnidaria; Anthozoa; Scleractinia; Pocilloporidae.
AUGGGACACUUGGCUAGAAACAAGGUAUGCAUCCUAAAACAAGCUUGAAAUAUUCGAUCGAGUUAUUCCAUGACUGUCAUUUCUUGCUCCUCGAAUUGACUCGUGUGUAAUUGAAAUAAGAAGAUAAAUCUCUUCAGACAAGACAAUUUGAGCCAAACCUGAGGCAACUGAGUCAAGCUUAAUAAUGAAUGCUGUCAAAUAAUAGCGUUACUGAAUUCGUCAAAUAGCUAUUAAUUGUAAUGAAGCCCUGUAUCGACCAAUCAGAGCUUGCACAGCUCCAUGAUCACCUGAGCACUGAGAAAAUCAGGAAGUCAAUCACCAAUGCUGUGUUUAGUUAUGCGCAACUAAUGUCUUGUUUAUUCCUAGGUCCGAACAGGAAGCGUUACAGCCAGCGAGAUUGUAUCCGGUGUUCAGCGGGCUACGAUAAGCUUGGUGUGGAGUAUCAUCUUUCAAUUUCAGGUUGUUAAAAUUUUGAUUUGGAUGCAGAGGCAACUUAUUUUUUUAUGUCUAACAUAGUUCUGAUAAUUUAAUAUUUUUCAGCUUUCAGUGUUCUCCUUCGAAGCCGUACAAGUCUUUUCUUUCUUGACCUUCUUUCCCAGUUAUUUUUUCCUUAUUCUUUUCUGCUUUCCAUGGUUCGUUAUCACUAUAAACGUUUCGGCCCACAUCGUAAUGAUUUUUGUUACGUUAUCUCUUAAAUAAUUUUUGUUUCAACAUAUGUCCCUUAAAAAGGUAAUCAAGGCGAUUCAACCCUCUCAAACAGAUUAUGGAGUCGAUCAAAAGCUACUAGGAUGGUGUCAAUAUCAGCUGAAAGGGUUUGUAUCUCUCACGAAUUCGCAAUCAAUAAGGUUGACUAAUUCUAAUGAUGAGUUAACAUAGCUUUGCUUUACUCUUUUGAUCUACAACAGAUACAAAAGUAAAGUAGAAGUGACUAACCUAACCACGAGCUGGAUGGAUGGUUUAGCAUUUAAUGCACUCCUUCACUCUUUCAAGUAAGCCUUUCGUGUUGGUAUCCAUUCAGGCUGAUAUGGUAAACAUACUUAUGCAUAGCAUUAAACGUUAUCGAGGGUCACUUAUCUCGUCGCCUUGGUGCCCAAUCUGCGAGUGGAACAUAAGUAUAUUUUACUUACGACCUGUCCAAGACACCUCAUAUCUUUAACUAAAGAAACCAAAUAUGAGAGAAAUUCCUCAUCUUCAUGGCAGUGUUCAACGAUCGGAAGAUUGCGUCUCCAUAAUAGGUCUGCUUUAGAUAUUAGUAAUCGUUGCUUGUUUUCUGUCAUCUUAUAGCCCAUCUCACUUUGACUUUGAUGCAAUAUCAGCAAGUGACGGGGAGAAACGUCUUGCAAAUGCCCUUAACCUGGCCACUAAAAAUUAUGGAGUACCUCCUAUUUUUGACUUGGAAGGUAAAGUUAUUACUUGGCAUCUAUAAUGCAAGUACUCUAGCCUUAAGCCUAUGUAAGAAAAUCUUUCAAUGAGAAUUUCGUAUAGGCAAACUCCUUUUGUAUUUUAAGCCACAAAAUGUUUUCCACAUGUAAGUAAUUUACCAAAAGCUAGUUUUACUCAGUUUGUCUAGAAGUGGGGUUUUGCUGUUUAGUUUUUGACCGAUAACGUCCAGUAUAUUCUCUGUGAUAGAUAAGUAAUUUAAUUUUUUAUCUAAAUUCUUCCAGAUUUUGGAAUCGAAACACCAGAUAAAAAUAUGAUAACGCUUUUCUUAUCAUAUUUGUAUCAAUUCACGAGGAGCGGAGCAUUAUCGGUCGAGAGUUUUGAAACAUUCAGGAAACAAACAUCAUCUGAAGUAAAAACGGUGAGUAUACUUGCAUAAAAAUGUUAUUCGUUAUCUGCCAAAAAUGAAGCAAACAAAUAAGGUAUCAGACGGGUUUUAAAUUCUGGACUUCCUUUUACAGGAAUACAAAGUACAGACCUUUUCCACACGGUAUGAAACGUCAAGUUCACGUGCUACAACUUAUGAUGUCAGAACGACAAGCACUACUCAUCAAGGAAAGAAUGAUAGCGUCUUCUAUGAAAACCAAUCUGUGGGAAAUGAACGAGUUCUUCGUGUGACUGGUUUCCCUUCAUCGAUUCAGAUACAAGGGGUACGAUGAUUCAGUUCUUAUUUUCCCUCUCGUGAUACCAGUCUAUGUCGCAACCGAUCUUUUUUGCAAGCCGUAAAGUGACUCUCCAUCGAGUUCGUUCAGUUUUGUUUGCGGAACACUGCCCCUCUAACGCCGCCCUAGUGUUUCAAAUAAAAGCUGCGAAGUAGAGUUUCGUGAUGAUAACAAUUAUACUCAAAAUCGUACAACGCUAAUAAUGCUGACAUUAAUUAAAAUGAAGAUGAAAGUGAUCCUCGCUCCAAUAAAUACUAGUAAAGCAGUGGUGAUUUUUUUAGGCUAUAUUUUCAAGCAGUAAGUGCAUGUUCAUUACUGGGAAGAUCACUCUCAUCUUAAUUUAUUAAUCUGCAGUCAAUUAUGUAAUGUUAAAUUUUACAGUCGUUCAAUAGUUAAAAGUACAGGAUGAUGAAAGACAUGAUAAUCUGAGUUUAUAAUCUCUUGUGAAAAGUUGAUGUAAUUUUCCUCCAUGUUAGGCUUAUGAUCUUAGGGAGUGAGUUAGUAAGAUGCUCAAAGGCCGAUCUGCCAAAGUUAAUGACAUUCACUUUUUUAUGUUUUCAGCGAAAAGGUUUUGUUGUGUCACCGUUUCGAAAACCCUCGAGCAGUUCAUCCAGAAAUUCAUCGAGAGCCUCAAGUCCAGACUCUAAGGUAUUGAAAAGAAAAUUCGAUAGAUUUAAGCUGGUAGAUUGCAUUACUCUUGCAGGCCUUAUUCCUAGGGGGGGGAGUUCUUUCUGGUAAUAUUUAGAUCACGUCUUUUCCCAGCUCCCUGGGAAACUCGGUAGAACCAACCCUGUGCUACCAAUUGGUUGAACAUUUCAUUCCGUCCAACGAACAUUCGUUUUUGACAAACCAGUGAAGUAAAAAAGUUACGAACAUAAAUUGCGGUGUCGCCAGUGAACUGUGUGCAUCGAGUGAUGCAUCAACAUCCUACUAGUCUGCCUCUUUUCAUACGCUGUAAUUCAAAUUUUAAAUGCUUGUUACGAGGAGAUGACUUAAUGUAGUAUGGUGUGGUCUGGUUUUACUUGGGUUUGUUUGAUUUGCUCCUAAACGCCGAUUUGAACGAGGAUAACGUGAAUAUUUGCUACAUCAUCGGAUAGGAAAAUUUAGAAAUGCAUAUAAUACCGACACUCCGGCAAAAGCAUAUAACCAAAAUGACCCUUAGACCCUGUAUUGCUUAAGUGUGGUUCUUGGCAGCUCCUGAAAGUGAACUAAACUAAGAAGUCAUCUUGCUUUGCUUUAGCGGUCGAGGAGCAAAACGAAUUUUGGACAACCUUUGGGCAACGGAACUGUGUAAUGGCAUCCUCAAAAGUAGUGAUGGCUUGAAAUUGCCUUCUAAGUUAAGGUUUCAGAAGGAGAUUGAUAACAAACAAUUUCGUCUUUAUCAUCAUUUGAUGAAUUAUUUCACUAUUACAGGAGCUCAAAGACGAACCUCUAACGUUCACAUCGUCACCUCAAAUGUCAUGGAAUGAAUCAUACGAGUACAAGGUCGCCACCAGAAAUGUCACAUCAGAUAGUCACGUAACAUCCACUUCCAGCACUAACAUGGUAUAUACUCGUUUGUGCAUUUACACGAGCAUGCUUUCGAUUGACGCAUCGACGACACUUCUCCAGCAGUGAUUUACGAGAAAAGCUUUACGCAGAAAACUGUCCAAUAAAAGUGCAGAUAAUGAUAAAGCAGAAUGAAAAAAUCUUGCUCUUGAGCUUAUCUUCGGUACAAGAUAAAUGAAUGCAUUUUAGCUUGUGAUAUCUUAAAACAGACGUUCUCCGGUUAGGACAAAGUAAGGAAUCCUUCUGGCAUGGCUUUAUUUUAACAAGUUCUAGGUAAUGGAUAUAAGCUUAUAUUCUGUGGUUAAAUAAAGUAGUCGUCUGUUAAUCCCAACAGGAUCAAAAGUCCUACAAAUAAAAUAAAUUAUCGUUUCUUUCCCAUAUAGUUAUCGUCUCAGAGUAGCGAAGAUGAUUCUGCCAGAGUGGAUAAAUUAAUCAGCAUGGUUCAGAAUGGUCAAACGAAUGAAAACCAUAAAGAGGUAAUUUUGAAGUUUCUUUGAAAUAGAGAGAUUUGAGUGUUGAAAGGAAGAGAAGGGUUUAUCAUUACCAUAAAGAUACAUCACAACUGAAAACUAAAACCUACAUUCCUCUAAUAGGUAGUACCUGGCGAUGCCAAAAGCGACUCAGAGAAGCGUAUUACCUAUACAGUAGAGAAGAGGGUAAAUGAUCAAAGAUAUAUGGUGCAUUGGUGGGCAACUAAAAUGUUUAGUUGACGACAAAGUAAAUAGUUGAUAACAUGAGAUACACCGCCGUAGUGAAAUUUAAGAAACAGACGUUCAUGACAUUAGUCCCUAGUAAAGGGAACACUACCAUGGCCCUUUUCAAAAGAUAUCAGAUUUGAAUCUUAAAAUAUGUUCAGACAAAAAAUGAUAUCGACUUGAAAUAUCCUUAUCAAGAAUAGUCGGUCGGCAUCAAAUCGAGUCUCCUCAGUUUCGUGAUUAAAAAAAAGUUCGCGUUACAGCACAAAUCAGGUAUCAUACUCCAUCUCCAGUUUGCUAUUAAGUCAUAAUAAUAAUAGAAUGACCAAAUAUUUAAGAUUUUUCUUGUUUCCAACUGGAGCAGCCUUAUAUUUGAAUCUCAAUUAAAUUUACAGACAGAGCGAGCUCCAGUUGUGAACAUAGAAACUGAAGAGACAGUUGUUGAUGAGAUGGUGAAAAAGACAAUUAGCACGGUAGAGGAUGAACAAGAAAGAGAGAGAACUGGUAAAAGUGACGCCGAGAUUGAUGCAAAAGAAGGUGAUGGCUCCAACAAGGACGCAGCUACUCCUGAGAAAGAUAGAAAGGGAGAGGUGCUCCACGAAAACACAACACCGGUACGUAAUUGAAUAAUCAUAAAGAAAACCAAGACAGCCUAAUAAAACAUUCGUUACAAAUUACGAGGCCCCUUUGUUAUUUUCACUUCGCAAUAAGUAUCGGGAACUAAUGUCAUUCAAUUGUACGCCCCUUAGCCUGACGGCAGAACAAAUAAAACCAGAGAGGUUUUGUUGGUAUCCACUGCACGUAUCUCUGGUGAGGAAAAUCCAAAGAAAACAGAACCCGAUGGACGGGCGUCUUGGCUCUCCGUUAGCACUGAAGAUGAUGGCGAACAGUCUCCUGAUGCUAGCCUGGUUCAUUAUUUUAGAUAUGGCAAGGAUGAGUCCAGUCCUCCCAGGUAAAGAAACAUUAAUUUUGCAAAGCGACAGCGUAAAGCUGCGGUAUAACGUAGAAGGUACGCAAUAUCGCCCUAUCGUUUGGUACUACGUUAAAUAAAAGCCACAUAUUCUACUUUCUCAACUACUCUAUUUCAUGAAGGCCUUCUCUCUAGGCUUCCGUUCUCCUUUCCUUAAAAAUUGCGAGGUCAAUCUUGCGUCCCAGGAAUGUCAUAAAAAUACAACAUGUACAUGCCUAAGGAUUCCAAAAAGGCCGGCUGCUUCAAUAUCCGAAUUAAAGUAAACCAAAAUGCUAAGAUUAGCCCAUUGCCGCAUUGCGAGAAUUAAGCUAUGGGUGAGAUUAUUUUUGUUCUUGAAAUUGGAGAAGAGCCAAGUCAAAAGUUUGAGGGAACAAAAAGCACUGUCCAGUUCCAAUACAAGUACAAAUCUCAACCUGCGAAGCUGACGUUGUGUUUAUAGAUACCUGACCCAAAUUCAGAUCAAUUUGGGAGGACAAAGAGAAAAUAACGUCGGGUAAGGAGCGAUUUUGUUUCAAUUUUCUCACCAAAUUACAUUCAUUGAAACACGCAUUACUAAUUGAACACUAAUGCAUUUGGAUCAUCUUUGAAUCGAAAGCAAAUACUAUCAUUUGGUGAGAUUAUCAUUUAUUAAUUCUGAUCUUGCAACUUAAAUCUAAUUUCUUGAUCGCUAUCUGUAACGAUCUAUGAUGACCUCCGUUACAAUUUUUUCCAUCCGUUCUCUUUCUUGAUUUAUCAGUUUCUCUUCUAUGGCGAUUAAAUUUCUUUUCUGCUGGUCCCUCCUAUGAAACUGUUAUCGAUAGUUAAGAUCGAUGAGAGUCGAGUACAGAUCGCAUCAAAGAAAAAGAUCAUUUGUAAAAAAGACAUUUUCUUAAACUUUUUCUAAUCCGAGUUUUCCUGAUCAGGUGUUGAGAUAUUCGAAACCUGUCUGCGAUCGAUAGAACCACUGAUUGUACCCAAGUCUUGUAAGCAUGAAGAGAACUCUACUAGACGAUAUGAUUUAAAUCCCCAAGGUCUUAGAAUAAAAUGAGUCGGAAAUAAUGGCUUUUCUUCUUUCCUGAAACACGAGUGGAAACACUGGUCACGGAUUAUCUUUUUGAUACAGCCAAUAAAUUCCUUUCUUUCUGCAAAAUUUGAGAUUACAAACUAAACCUAACAAAGCACCUAAUUUGAUAUUUUACUUUACAACGUAAUUUCUAAUGAUGCAAACUUAACUGUAAUCUUGCAAAGACCAUGCCGAGAUAGAUAGUAUUUUAUAAUGAGAAUGAAACUAACAAAUCAAAGUAGAAGCAGCCAUUGUUGCUGUUGUUAUUUGUUUAUUCCAAUUUUACAGUAUGAUAGGGAGAUCAUAUGCACCUUGAUAAGCAAAGCCAUAACUCAAUAGAUUAAACGAUAUUUCGGAGAAGUUGUGGGGGAUUUUUCCUGAUGAAGGUAUGAUUCAAAAUGCGUAUACUUGAUCUUCUCAUUCACAACAGCUCCCCGGCUGGCUCAAUCAACUUUGUGGACUACCUGAAGAGGAAAUUAGACGCCGUUGAUCGAGAUUUAUUUGACAUCGAGUACGGUGCAGGACAGUCGGACAAAGAAUCAAUGGACUUACAGACCACGAAAAAAGCGUUGGACCAACACAAGGUUACUCUUAUUAUCUGUAGCCCUGAUGUUUGACGUUUAAUGAGUUUGCGUGUGUUAUCCGUUUAGCCUGAGAAGUUGUCUCUACGUUGAUCACUAUGAAUACAUAUAUUCAAAUAAAUGAAAGAGAAAUACGCUUCCCGAAUUUCUGAACUAGAAGUCCCAGUUAUUCGCAAAGAAAAUAAGCCAAAAAAGACACAUUUUUGCAUAGUUUUACCCCACCAACGAAUGGCUUGUAAACCGCGUUUUACAUUUAUUUGUUGAGUUACUUCCUGCUUAACUACACGACAGAUCAAACGUACUUGAAACUAAACUAACGUUUGGGAUGAUUUCACAUUGUCUCGAAAAGGACGUUCUGCUUGAGUUGGAGUCGGUUGAGGCCCAUACUUAUGAUGUUCUAGAGGAGGGAAAAAAUCUGGUCAACGAAAAAUGCUUUGAUAGUUCGCAUGAGGAAUACUUUAGUGAUAGAAUGGAGGCAACAGAAGGAAAACUGAAGAGGACUGAGGAAGUCGUGAAUAAGGAGCAUCAAAGGUAAUUGUUUUUCUGUUCUCUUUAAACAGGAUAGGAUGAAACUGGAUCCUGUCUGAACCCCUCGUGACGCGCUAGUUUCUUAAUUGUGUUUCUUAGAGAUAUCGCAUUUUGGGAUCUAAGAAUAACCAACCCUCAGCCAAAAAGUUAUGUCACUGGGAAUUUUAAACACCUUCGUCCAUUCUUCACCAACAGAGCAUUUUAUUAUGCUCUCUUGUACCCUACCAAGACUUUUAAGCAACUCGCGAAGAAAAUGUAACAGUAUUCCCGGGAGUCCAGAGAGCUUGAGUCUGAAAAUACUUGUAAGGAAUUUCCUUUAGAAUAGGGUCCAGACUCUUGGCUAAUGAUUCUAUCCUGGCUUAACCUUAAGAUAGUUGAUAAGCUGACUUAUUAAAUUGCAAACUCAUUCAUCGUUUACUGAUUCUUCCUUCCUCCGUAGGUUGUUCGACCUGUAUGUAAUUUUGCUAAAUCAGCACUUGGAGCGGAUGAAUGAUUGGCUUGUCCGUGCCGAGUCCCGGAUGGCCUUAGAUGAUGACGUGGAGCCAACUUACGAAGGAGUAAACCUUCAAAUCGUCAAUCAUAAGGUUUUCAAUGAACUCAAUAACUAACGUAAUUUGCGUCCACCAUUUGUCUUUAAAAGCCACUGAUAAGUCAGACAUUUUUCAACCUUCUACUGUGGCUGAUGCAUUUAGAUAAGUUGAGCUUGUAGUUAACUUACCCUCCUAUUUAGGGUUCUAUAUAUAGAAUAAAACUGCUAGAAACGUCGUCCUACUCAAUAAGAUCCAUUAAAUUUUUCAAAGCUUUCGAUUUGUAACAAUAUGGAAAAGCUGGUCUUUUUAUCUUUCUUGCAUAAAAUAAGUAAGAUGAAUUCCUUUAUCUUCGAUCUUCUCUCGUCUCAAAGUAAAAAAGUCUCUUAACUUCACCAUGCCCCUCCUACUGUUUCAUUUUCUAAAGACUUGAUCUUAUCCUAGACAUUCCAGGAAGACUUGUCUAAUCAUUCCAUGGUGAAUAUGAUACUUGAUAUGGACAUGGAAGAUCCUGCUAUAGAUGAAACCAUUCGGGACUGGGUCAAAGUGAGUGAUAAUCUUUCUAGGAAAAUCUCAAUGGGGUUAACCUUUAGUCGAACAACGGCAAAAAGUUCAGCCUUAAAGCGUGAAAAACGACAAAUUUUAAACUUAAGUCAUGAAAAAAUUAACCAUAUAAUUUUUUGUCAACUUAAACAGAAAGAAACCAUCCGUUACCCAUCACCCCAUUGAGACCCUCUUCUCAGUGUGAAUAAACACAAAAACCAGGAGAUGUAUACUUACAUCGAGAUCCCCCUUCAAAUAAACUUAUCUUUUAGGAGUUAAAUGAGUGGUGUGAACGGAAUAUUUUAUGAAAUCUCAUCAGUAGGCGGCGCAUCUUUUAAGUAUGAAAAAAAUAGGUAAGAAAUCCUGUCUGUUCAUGAAAAAAAAAACAGCUAGGGUAAUGUUUUGGUGUAAAUGAUAGAAAACACUGUUCUCGAUUAAAGAUGAAAGAGAAUGGUAAUCACCAAUUAUCAUUUGGAGCAAUUAGGACGGACAACUUGGGCUUCUAUUUCUAAUUCACCAGCCCUCCUCUUUUUCUCGGAAGCAGGUUUUGAGUGAACGUUGGGCUGCAGUGUGGACGUGGGCAGAAGAAUGGAAAGAGAAGCUUUACAAAGCCCUUAUCGACUGGAAUAAACUUCGCGAAGAAGAGACUGUUCUAUUGUCCUGGUUGUCAAGUAAAGAACAAACCAUGGAUGUUAUUGGCCAAACGGAUAUCACAGAUGAGGAACAAGUGAAAAUGCACUUGAAUUUGCUAGAGGUACGAAAAGGGCUGAUCAGUAAUUAAAAGCACAGAAACCCUCGUUCAGUUCUGUUUUACAGCAGCUCUAGGCCCAGCUGCACAAUCGUUCACCUUUUCAGUAUUUUUUUUUUCCAACAGACAUUAGAGCGCGAAAUGGAUGCACAAGGCACGCGACUGGAAUCUCUCCACCAAAUUGGAGAAGAACUCAUAAGAGAUGCUGACUACCACAAUUCCACCGCUAAAGCAAUCUGGGACCAAUUGGAAGACUUUGAUGAAUGCUGGAAAGCGAUUAGUAACUCAGUCAAGGAGAGGAAAGCAGUGGUGAGCAUUGAAAGUAAAACCAGACGAAACUUACCGUUGCGUUUUCUUUGCAGCGCUUAUAUUUUAUCCCUCUGUUUUUCCCUUUCAAAAUAAAUCCAACCAAAAAUGGCAUUGUUGCAAGAAUAAUCUAUGGCGCUGGUGAGUUUAGAGUAAAAAUUAUUAGAAAUUCCCUUAAAUAUUACAUGUGAGUGUGAAUUUCAACAUGAACUUCUGUCGUAUGAUAAUUAUGAUACAACUAAUAACAUUGUCGUUAUUGAAAAUACACAUUUUAGCUUCAAGAUACCCAAAGUAAGGUGAAACAGAUGGGGGAUUUGAUGAAAGAAGUUCGAGCCUGGAUGGACGAGGCCGAAAAAUUAAUCAAAUUUAUUCGAUUGCAAAGUGACCCUGAGAAGGAAACCAAAAUCCAAGAAAAGAUAGAGGUAAUGGUCAAUAUGCGUUGCAUACUUUACUAUACAUUCCAUCAGAAGUUACAUAGACACUGAAUACGAACAAUCUUUUAUGUGAAUCCCCGAAUGUUUUUCUUUUUUUCGCAACAUUCCAACAAAGUGUCGGGGCUCGACAAGCUGUAAGGCAGGGUACCUGAAUGUUCUGUGUAGAUUUUAAAGCAGAAGAAGUGAUUUGAGUGCCGAUGUAACCCACUUACUGCCACACCAGGUUUCUUUUACUCUUUUAAACUUUCCUCAUGAGGUUCCUUUUGACUAUUUCUAAUCGAAAAUUUUAAGGUUAUCCUUCACAUUCAAGACCCAUUUGAAAAAAAAGUCUUUCUAGUUUUUAAACAGUGGGUCUUGUCAAAGAAAAACUUCUAAAAGGUAAAUCAUCUGGUGUACACGACUUGAAAAUUGCACAAGCCAAGCAUGAAGUUUAAGGGAUAUUCUAAUCUUGGCAAUGGGAUAAGUUUAUCGACAAAUUUUGGUUGUUUAUUAAAUAAAGUAGACUCUCUAGAUGUUAAGUUUUUGCUGGGGUAGAUUUUAGUUCCCGGUCGUUCUCAUCUUAGGGGAAAAGGAUGAACUAGCUCUUUCUCGAUGCUUAAAAUAAUCAUGAAUAGCUAAUUUUUACUUAAUUUUUCAGCUUAAAUGUGAGGAAAAAGACAGAAACCAGCUCAAAGUCGACGAGAUCAAUCGCUUAGAGGAAGAACUAAGCGCAAACAUCGAUAAGAGGUCCAAUUACUACAUGAAAAGAGUCACCAAGCCAUUCAACAAACGCUGGGACGACACAAGAAUUGCCCUCGACAGAUUUCGUAAUGAUGACUACCCGUUUGUCAAGCCUGACGACUGCUUCCUUGUUAAAUGUUUAAAGAAGGCCCUCGUAGUUAACUAAAUAGAUUCCUCGUGUGCUUAAAAUCCAAAGUGACGAUAAGGCAUGAUGUGUGAUGCUUUACGCAUUAGCUCUCUUUAAAAUAGCCACGCUUAUUUUUAAAACACCAUUCAUGUAAAUGAACUAAAGAAAAAGUGGAUUUGGAUCCUUCCAUGACAGAGGAAGGGAAGGAGUCCCGUUAAUUGACUCGGCAAAACGUUCCCCAUUUAAUUCAGUUUAAGAGGCUUGACACAUCAGCAAUCCACUGCAGAAAAUACGAGUUGGCUCAGUGUUCGAGCUUUAGUUAACAUUAGGUUUCAAAAAAACCCUGGAGAUGAUUAAACUUUCUAUUCUGCCACUCAGAGACUUUAGCCUCCACCCUAAAAAAAGAUUAGGAAUUGAAAAAGCUUAAUACCUUAUUUGGCUAAAAACUUGGAAUAUAUAUAAAUGACGAGCUUUCGGCUACAAGGGUAAUAAGCUUUGUCGCCAAAAAGUUGAGCUAUAUUCUAAAUUAAUUUUAGUGAGAAAAUGUUACAAUUUUAAUAUUCCAACCUGUUUAGCCAAGCAAAACUACCAGUCGCUUUACGUAAAAAAGCUAGAGCAGGUGGAAACAAGGUUCAGUCUGGUUGCACAGUGCCCUCAGCAAACAGCUUCAUAUGUGUUUGAGGAAGGGUACCAUACUAUGCCCUACACAAGCUUUGGUGGGUAAACUUAAGUCGUUUUCAACGCCGCUUAUCAUGGUAAUUACGCUAAGCCGUAGGAAAUUGUUUUCCAUUGACCACGCGGAAUUUCAUGAUGCAAUUCCACGCUUUUAUCGAUGCAGCUAUUCUGAAUAAUUUCAUCAGAUCGCACGUUACACUAAACAUCACGUUUCUAGUUUCCCAACCAAUCGAAAGACAGCUUUUGAAGCGAGGGCGUGCCGUAUGUCACAUAACUUCAAGGCGUUCCACGCUCUAAAGCUUGUAUUUGAAGACCUGAAAGGCUAGACUUUCAUCACAAAAGCACUUUGAACGACUGGGUGGAGGGAAGCGGCCAAAAAGCAAAAUCCCGAUUGACCUGAACGUAAAAGAAGAUCUACAAAAGACAAAGACUGCUGCAGAAAUGAAAGGAGUUACUCAACGCCGUCGUAUCGUGAACUACAUCGAGUAUUAUAUGGACGAAUAUGAUUAUUAUAAUUUCGAUCGUGUGGCUACAAAUCUGAGUCACUCCCGAAAGGGAAGAUCGAAGAAGGAAGCCAGUUUGAAUACAAACAGACCAAACCCGGCAGGCCACGAGAGAAAAUUGUUGACGAAACUACAAAAUACGGAGAGGAAGAAGAAAGAGAGUAACCUUAGAACUUCUGCAAAGUGAAGCGUCGCCGAUUUUGGAAAAAAAUGCCGUCAUUUCGACUGAAACUAUUAAACCACUGCUCGAUCAAAGUCAGUGUUUCAAAUUGAACUACUGUAGCUUGAACUGGAAUACACGUCGCGUUCUGAUGUUUUGUAAGCACUUUUAAUUACUCUGCGCAUGUUUUAUGGUUAGGUUUGUUGACACAAAGUCGUAAUUCAGUUGGAAAUUUAACUCAUUAAAAUUUUAGCUAACCAAACAGCUAAAUACUACAAUCCCGGAAAAAUGGGAGUUUGUAUUACUGAGGAUAAAUAAACGCUGGAUCAUGUAACGCCAAUUAAGUUUCUACGUUUGUAGUUGCUGUAGUCCGGCUUGUUUUUUGUUAUGAAGAAAGAAUUGAACAGGUACCUGUUGGGAACACGUUUUGUUACACUGUGUUAUGAGAAAUUACUAUCAAAAUAAAAUAAACAACC